AUGGGUGACGACGACGACUAUUUGAAGGCGUUGGAGAUCCAGCGAAAGAAUUUCGAAAAGCAGUUUGGCAACCUCGAAGAUAUGGGUUUUGUCGACAAGUCCAAAGUUCAAGAGUCGGAGCUGUCUGAGGAGAGUGACAGUGCAAGCGAAAGUGAUAGUGACAGCGAUGUUGAGGAUCAGAGGAGUGGAGAUGAAAGUUCUAACGAAGAUGAGUCAGAAUCUGAAAUCGAGUCACUUUCUGAAGAAGAAGUCAAGCCAAAAGUGGUGCGUCUUGAAGGAGAUUCACCAGCUCCGGCGAUAGCUUCCAAAGAAGAGAGGAAGCUCUUACGAAAAGGCAGAGCCCCCACCAUUGCUGAGCUCGAAAGAUUAAGGCUAGAGAAGGAGAAGAUCACAAAGAAACAGCAGGCACAGGCUGCCAAGGAAGACUCCGAGAAUUUGGAGAAUGAUCUUAAGCUACAGAGACUUCUCAGUGAAUCCCACAUUCUCGCGCAUAAUAUGGAGCAUCUGGGUGCUGAGCUCACUUUGCAGACGAUAGAUUAUGAGGAUCCCGUGGGCAAUGCAAGGAGACGUAUUCUUGACCAGCGUAUUCGAGCAGCAGCAGCGACAAACUCUCGUACGGGUGGUCUUCCCGCUAAACUUGAAAAAAUGCCCAUGAAGCUUCGAAAAGGUAUAAUUAGUGCCAGAGAGAGACGAGUAUUAGAACACGAAAGAGAGGCACGUGAAGCAGGUAUUGUGCUUUCCAAGGUGAAGAAGGGCCAGCUAAGAGACUUGGAGCUGGGAAAGGGCGCCACUGCAUCGAGCGACCGUUUGGGUGUGGGCAAAAAGCAGAAGAACAGGGUCAGAGAUCGUGGGUUGAAGAUCCAUCUGGUUGGAAAAUCAACGAGAAACGGGUUGCGUCUUUCUGCUGAUGAGAUUAACAGGAUCAACAACGGCAGGCGUAGAGGCAGAAGGUGA
Molecule: messenger RNA, 954 nt
Organism: Candidozyma auris
Lineage: Eukaryota; Fungi; Ascomycota; Pichiomycetes; Serinales; Metschnikowiaceae
Exons: 1
Coding region: 1-954 (317 amino acids)
Biological process (GO): maturation of SSU-rRNA from tricistronic rRNA transcript (SSU-rRNA, 5.8S rRNA, LSU-rRNA)
Cellular component (GO): nucleolus
Source: RefSeq, a predicted model, not a curated record